Molecule: messenger RNA, 1150 nt
Organism: Poecile atricapillus (Black-capped chickadee)
Lineage: Eukaryota; Metazoa; Chordata; Aves; Passeriformes; Paridae
Gene: PTCD2
Product: pentatricopeptide repeat domain 2
Biological process (GO): mitochondrion organization; multicellular organism development; regulation of mRNA processing
Cellular component (GO): mitochondrion
Molecular function (GO): RNA binding; protein binding
Source: RefSeq, a predicted model, not a curated record
AUGGGUCUUUCAGUGCUAGACCAGCAGAGGAAGCUGUAUCUGCUAACAGAAGAAGAUACGAAGCUGUAAGAAUUUCAGCAGAUGAAGGUGGCAAUUAGAAAUGAGUUUCAUUAUAAUAAAGAUCAAUAUUUUAAAAACAUAAAAAACAUAAGGAAAAAUGGAAUAAUUCUCAGAAAUUAAUUAAAAAACUUGCUGCAUUUAUGUCAGACUUCAUCUGAAGUGGAACUAGCCAGAAAAGUUAUUUACAGUCUUUCCCAUAGAUCCCAUGAACAGAAUGGAGUCACAGCCUUACAUAUAUUUAAAUUUGGACCACUCUUUAUGAGGCUGUGUUAUGAGCUAGACUUUGAAAGACCUGCAGUAGAACUUAUCAAAGAUCAGAAAUUGCAUGUUUUUUUCUCAGACAGUACAUCGUUCCAUAUUUUGAUGACUAUGUUGUUUAAAAAGGGCCAUUUUGAAAAUGCUUUGGAAGUUUUGGUAGAAAGGAAAAAACAAGGUAUACCUUUCGACAAAGAAACCUAUCUACUUGCAGUUGCAAUAUGCUAUAAACUGGGCAAUCUGGAGUCUUCAAAAAUCUCUGUGAGACUGCAUGAAGAAGGGCAGCUUAAAGGGGAUACAUUAUCACUGAGAGCAUACUGCUUUGCAAUGGCAACUGCUCUCAAGCAGAACGAUAUAACACAAGCCAAAUUUUAUUGUUCCCAGAUAAUGAGAACAGAGAGCAAACUAUACAAUAAUCUUAAAGUCCUUGUCCAGCUCAGAUCUGGUUUGCUAAAAGAGGUAAUAAAUGCUUUAGAGGCAGCAGUGAAAGUAGAUACUCCUCCCUUUGUGAAAACAACUGAGUUUUCUGAGCAGGUGUUGGCUACAGUCAGGGAAAAGAUGGAAGAGAACCCUGACCUUUCUGUCAAAUUAGGAAAUAUUUAUACAAAACUACAGGUUUCAGGACAGAUAAUCAUGUGCACACUGGAAGACAUGCUUUUCCGGAUUCCUAGUUCAAAGAAGACCACUGCAAAGCUUUUAAAUCAGAAACAGUUGGGCUAUCAGGAUGCUAGUCCACUUCGGUCAAAUCUGUUUUUUGAAUAAUUCAGUAUAUGAUGAAAAGCAGAACUGCUGAUAGCAUCUCUUAUAAUCCAGGCUUAAAUAGUGUCUUUUCGCU